Melospiza melodia melodia is the source of this 1618-nucleotide messenger RNA. RefSeq names its product MIS18 kinetochore protein A (gene MIS18A). The record is from RefSeq and is a predicted model, not a curated record. Gene Ontology annotation, cellular component: chromosome, centromeric region; chromatin; nucleus. NCBI's taxonomy places the organism in Eukaryota, Metazoa, Chordata, Aves, Passeriformes, Passerellidae. Gene Ontology annotation, biological process: chromosome segregation; CENP-A containing chromatin assembly. The transcript is spliced from 5 exons. Bases 742 to 1413 code for a protein of 223 amino acids.
CGGCUCAAGGACUGCCUGGGGACUGGAAACAUCAGUGAGACAGUAACUCGUGUUGUUAUUCCUCGGGAUGUUUCAAACUGAGGCGGGUGCCUGUAACCGAGGGACAGGGUGGACAGGUGCCAGCUGGAUCACAGGCCCUUCCCUCAGAGCAGUGCUCUGUUCUGGGAGCUCCGGAGCACGGGCGGGCUGGAAAACAUUCCCGAAUGUGUCUGGUGGGAAGGGCUGGCUCUGCAGGGGCCACCCCACCAGUGGCUGAGGGCUUGUUCAGCCUGGAGGGGGCCGAGGUCAGGGCUCACCGGGCUGCGGCUCCUGCUGAGGGCAGCUCCGGGCUCUGCUCCCCGUGGCCAGGGACAGCACCCAGGGAAGGGCUGGAGCUGGGUCUGGAGGGGUUUAGGCUGGAUUUCAGGGAAAGGUUCAUCCCCAGAGGUGCUGGCACUGCCCAGGCUCCCCAGGGAAUGGGCACAGCCCUACAGAGAUCCAGGAGUGUUUGGAGAGCGCUCCAGGGAUACUCAGGGUGGGAUUGUUGGGGGUCUGUGCAGGGCCAGGGGCAGGACUGUAUGAUCCUUGUGGGGCCCUUCCAGCUCGGGAAGUUCUCUGAAUUAGGAGUGACUUGAUAAAACGCUUCAUGUACUGGAAUACCCACAUCCUUUGCUUUGGUUCCCUUUGUUUGGACCCUUACGAGGUCCAAACGCCCCCGGGCGGUGCUGAGGCGGCUCCGGGAGCAGUUCCGGGGCAGCCUCGAUGCUGAGGCGGUUCCCCGGGAGCGGUUCCGGGGCCAUGUCCGGUGUCACUGCCGCUUCCUCGGCGGGCGAUUCGAAGGCGAUGCUGGGGACCGGUGCCUCGGCGGACGGGCCGGACCCGCUGUCGCUGUGCCCGGCGCUGGAGCAGUCGCUGUCGCUGCUGGAGUCGGGCGCCAGCCAGGCGGAGCGGGAGCGGGAUGAGGUGCCCAUGCCCAUGGUGUUCCUGUGCGCCGGCUGCCGGCGGCCCGUGGGCGACACGUCCAGCUGGGUGUCCAACGACGAGGCGAGCGGCUGCAUCCUGCUGCGCAGUGUGGCCGCCAGCGUCGCCGUGGACCCGGAGCGGAAGAUUUCCAACCUGCCCGGCGAGUGCGGAUGCUUAGUAGAAACCUUAUUCUGCUCUGGCUGCUCAAAGACCCUCGGCAGCAUCUACAGGUGCACCUCAAGGAGCCUGGACUUCAAGAGAGAUUUGUUCUGUUUCACUAUUGACUCCAUUGAAAGCUAUAUCCUAGGGACCCCAGGAAAGCAAGCUGUCAUCCAUGAGCAACCACUCAUUCUGGAACGUCAAGCUGUCUUGGAAGAGGUGCUGGAAAGGGUGGACAUGCUGCUCAAGGCUCUGGAGACAAGGCUGGGCACGGUGGAGUCGCGUGUGGCUGCCCUGCGCAGGCAGGUCUGACAGGAGCUGCAGGAGCAGGGCACAGGGGAUCCCUGCCAUCCCCUGGGAUCCCAGCACAGGCUGUGGAAGAGCUGGGAGCGUGGGUGCCCUGUGCAGGGGGGAGCAGGGCCGACCGAGGCUGUGUCCCAGCCCAGGAGCUCCUCUUGUGUCCCUCAAGAGCAAACCCCAGGGAUUUUUUUCUUAAUAAACACUUCUGAUCAGACAA